This is a messenger RNA of Poecilia reticulata (guppy), 1469 nucleotides long. Lineage: Eukaryota; Metazoa; Chordata; Actinopteri; Cyprinodontiformes; Poeciliidae. The record is from RefSeq and is a predicted model, not a curated record.
UCAACAGAGAAAGACACCCAUGAAUUUUACCUGGUCAUCACAGAUACGCAGAAAUAUUAGUGCAGUGGCAACAUGAGAAAAUGAUGCAUGCAGGUGUACGAGACACUUUAGUGCAAACUAGAGAAAGAUAUUGGAUCAUGAGAGCACGCCAAGUGGUCAAGAAAGUUGUGUCAAUAUGCACAUUUUGUAAGAAGUUCAAUGCCAAGGUGGGACAACAGACUACUGCACCACUGCCAAAAAAUAGAAUCACAGAAUCCCCACCAUUCGAGGUCACAGGUGUAGACUUUACAGGGCCGCUCUAUGUAAAGGAACAAGGCUCCACGAGAAAAUCAUAUGUUGCACUGUUUACCUGUGCUGUAACUAGAGCAGUCCACCUAGAGCUGGUUUCAGACCUAUCCACAAAAAACUUUCUGCUGGCUCUAAAAAGAAUCAUCUCAAGAAGAGGCUUGUGUAAAGUGAUCUACUCAGAUAACGCAAUGACAUUCAAGAGAGCUAAACAGGAUUUAAAGAAGCUCUGGGAGAGCAUUAAAGAUCCACAGCUGCAAAACGUCUUCUCUGAGAAGGGUAUCACCUGGAGGUUCAUUGCUGAACGAGCAUCCUGGUGGGGAAGAUUUUGGGAGAGAGUCGUCAGGUCAGUAAAAGUAAUCCUACGAAAGGUACUCGGCAGAGCAAAACUAAGUUUUAAAGAAGUGUGGACGACUCUUGCUGAAGCAGAGGCUAUAAUAAAUUCCAGAUCUCUAACAUACGUGCACAUUGAUGUGGAUGAGCCACAGCCUCUGACACCUGCACACUUCUUAGUGGGCCAAAGACUGACUGGUUUGCCUCCAAGAGUAUUCUCAGCUGAUACUAACCAUCCAACAGCAACCAAGGAAGAGAUGACCCGGAGAUGGCGCUACAGGCAAAGACUCAUGACCAACUUCUGGAAUCGAUGGAGGAAGGAAUACUUGUUGGACUUAAGAUCAGCGCAUCGGUGUGACUCCCCGACGCCGUCCAACCUGCAGGUGGGGGAUGUAGUGCUCAUUGGAGAGGACAAGACUCCAAGGCAGAGCUGGAAGCUGGGAAGAAUUGAAGAACUGUUUCCAGGCCGUGAUGGACUGGUGAGAUCGUGUGCUGUCCGAACGACAGCCGGGACUGUUUGGCGGCGACCAGUCCAGUUUCUAUAUCCUUUGGAAAUUUAGAUAAACUGUUGUUUAUUGGGGGGGAGGAUGUUGAGAAUUUGUUUGAGACUUAUUAUUUGGGAUGUUAUGGUUUGGUAUAACUAUUUUGGUUGGUUGCAGUUGUUUCAUAGAUUUAGUUGCCGUUUCAUAGAUGGUAUCUGGUUAGAAGGCGGACUUUGUGGCCUGUGGCAAAGUGGACUGCGUAUCCCAGGUUGCCCUGUAACCUGUUGCCAUGGUGAUUAUAGUUAUUUUUGUAACUGCCGCACUUACUUUGUUUCUUGGCUGAGUUCUGUCAGCCAAGACAGAACUCAG